Exophiala dermatitidis NIH/UT8656 is the source of this 2050-nucleotide messenger RNA. RefSeq names its product adenosinetriphosphatase. The transcript is spliced from 2 exons. NCBI's taxonomy places the organism in Eukaryota, Fungi, Ascomycota, Eurotiomycetes, Chaetothyriales, Herpotrichiellaceae. The coding region runs from base 125 to 1381 and encodes 418 amino acids. Gene Ontology annotation, cellular component: mitochondrial outer membrane. Gene Ontology annotation, molecular function: ATP hydrolysis activity; ATP binding. The record is from RefSeq and is a predicted model, not a curated record.
CUUAACCACCUGCAAUACUAAGCCCUCGCAGUCGCAGAUCACAGCAACCUUUCAUCUUCAGCGGUUUCGCUAACAUCUUUAUCCACAACUCAUGAUCUCGCGUGCACUGUGAAAGAAUUCCACCAUGUCGCCGGAUAGGGGAGGUGCCUGGUGGCAUCGAAUUCUCGAAGAGCUUGCCGUCACAGCGCCUCUGGCAAUCGGAGGCUAUUACCUCGUCAGAUAUGUGUUGAGACAGAUGAACUACGACCCGGAGGCGGAACAAAAGGAGCAGAACCGAAAACAAUCCUCGGCCAUCCUGCGGAGGUUGGACGAGCCAAAGAGCGGCAGCCAGCAGGCGGCCCACGGCGGACGAGAUUCCCAACGGCCACUGCGAUCGGAAAUGCAACUGUCGCCUUACGAGCAAGUGAUCCUUCAAGACCUAGUGUUUCCGGAAGACAUACGCGUGACAUUUGACGACAUUGGCGGAUUAUCGGACAUUAUUGAAGAACUGAAAGAGUCGGUCAUCUACCCGUUGACCAUGCCGGAACUGUACUCCAACACAUCGUCGCUAUUGUCGGCGCCUUCGGGUGUGCUUCUGUACGGCCAACCGGGGUGUGGAAAGACGAUGCUCGCCAAAGCGUUGGCACACGAGAGCGGAGCAUGUUUCAUCAACCUGCACAUUUCGACAUUGACGGAAAAAUGGUUCGGCGAUUCCAAUAAGCUGGUGAAUGCGGUGUUUUCGCUCGCGCGCAAGCUGGAACCGGCGAUUGUGUUUAUCGACGAAAUCGAUGCUGUUCUGGGCACGCGACGCAGCGGCGAGCACGAGGCCAGCGGGAUGGUCAAGGCCGAGUUCAUGACGCAUUGGGAUGGAUUGGCUUCGGCCUCGUCAUCAGGGCGACCGCAACGGAUAUUGGUCCUCGGGGCCACGAAUCGCAUUCAGGAUAUCGACGAUGCUAUUCUACGACGGAUGCCUAAGAAGUUCCCGGUCUCCCUUCCAAAUACGUCGCAACGGUUGAAGAUUUUGAAGAUUGUUUUGCGGGAUACAAAACUCGACGAGGAACAGCUGGAUCUGGAGUACCUGGCCAGAGUCAUGUCUGGAAUGUCUGGCAGCGAUAUCAAAGAGGCUUGUCGCGAGGCCGCUAUGAUUCCUGUGCGAGAGAUGAUCAAGAGGCAGAGGGAGAGUGGGCAGAGGAUCGACCAGAUGAAGGCCGGCGAAGUUAGAGGCCUUCGCACGACGGAUUUCUUUAGACAGUCUGCUGAAAGCGGUCGGGUUGCCAGGUCUAUUACUGAUGGCGGAGAAGAUAAUAGGGCGUGGAGUGUCGACGAGUCUUCAUCAGAUGCAGGCUCACGCAUGGAAGAGGCGCCGGAGCAGCAGCAGCCUGAGCCGGUCCUUCAACAAUAAUACCACGAUCAUGACCGGCGUGGCAUGUGAUUUCAACCUCGGCUCUAAAUAUUUUGACUACAGACACUUUGCCCUUCACUUUUGCCUCCAUUAAUGUGUUAUCCCAGGUACCGUAUGACCGGUCUAUACUACAGAUGACGAUGACUACGAGAAUGAUACGGGGCCUUGCAUGUGGUGGUAAUGCGAUGCAUGGCACCUGGAAUUUGGGGAGAUAUCGCGGAAUACCGGUAGGCAUGACAGGGCAUCUCACAGGCAUCUUGAGGCUUACCCCACACUCUUUUGAGCAUGUGCUGCCAGCAUCGCCCAACUACCGGGAGUAGGGGAGGCUAACGAGGCCGGAGAAGCAGCCUGAUCGAGGUGAUGAUCGUGCUUUGUUCGUAGUAGCUGCUAAGCGUUGUGGUGAGGACAGCGGUCACCAGACACCAGUCCUCCGGCGCUGUUACCUACAGGUAGUUAAAAGCUGCCUAGGGAGCCCAUACCAGGUGCCUGCGCCCAAGCUAGACCCCAGACCCAAGUGCUUAGGCCGAACCCCGUGUCAACUUGACUAACGCCCGAAGAUCGCGCCAGUGCCAGUGCGGCUAGGGAGGCUGCGGGCCAGGCACUGCAAGUGGCAGCCACUGCAUUAAUUGCACACUGACUUACGGGCGACCCGGAGACUGUCUGGCUGGU